UGUUGGGUACCUUGAUCUCGCUUUGCUGUUGCCUUUGUUUUUUGUACGGCUGGCUGUCUGCCCAUCUGCCGCCUCUUUGCCCUGUUUGCUCCGUUACUCCCAUGCCCUGGUGCGCAGUGCCUGGUGCUGGUACGUUACCCUUUGAUUUUUUCUUUCGGCGGGUGUGGGAAGCGUCCUCCUUUAUUUUUUUGUUAUUUUUGUUUUGUUUUAUUUUGAUCGGUGUCCGAGGGCUCUUUUCUCGAACGGUCGGUGCGAUACCUGUUCUUUUUUUUCGAUCAUUUUGUUUUCUUUUUCCGAGUGGUCUUACAUUAAUACCAUCAAAGGUGAAGAUCGGAUAAAAUCGAAACUAGGGUUGCCAACGCCAACAAACAUCAAAAGUAUGCGAUCAGUCCUAGGAACGGUCAACUAUGCCAGGAAAUUCAUCCCCGACUUAGCCGCCGUUACCGCACCAAUGGUUGACCUUACGAAGAAAGACGCAGUGAAGUCGGUAGCGAAACGCUGGGGUCCGAAACAUGAUGAAGCAUUUGCCGAAGUGAAACGAUUACUCACCAACGCUCCUGUUUUGCGUUUUCCGGACUUCUCUAAAGAGUUUGCUAUCCACGUAGACGCAUCUGAAGUGGGAACAGGAACAUUCCUGGCACAACAGAAUGGCGAUGACGUGAAUAUCGUAGCAUACUUUAGCCAGCGAUUCAACAAAAGCUAACAACACCACUCUGCCACC
Molecule: messenger RNA, 721 nt
Organism: Ectocarpus sp. CCAP 1310/34
Lineage: Eukaryota; Phaeophyceae; Ectocarpales; Ectocarpaceae
Source: the annotation of a GenBank genome assembly